AUCAUGUACGAAACACUAAUGUUAAUCUAAUGUUAAUUAUUUUCGAUGAUUUUAUAGAAAAUAGCUAUGUAAUUUUAAUUUCUUGCCACCAUAAUUUAUUUUUAUUAAAGAUAUUUAAUAAAAAUCAUGUUGCGUCAACUUGUUCGAGUAUUAUUGAGAAGAGCUCGAUCUGCUAUGUAUGUUACAGGUAUUACAUAUGUAAAUCAGCCAGAAACUAGUAAACCUACUGUAGAUGAUAAAUUACAAUUUGAAUCUAUAGAUAUUAAAAAAUUAACCCCUGAAUAUAUGAUACAACAAUCAACCAUAGAUGCUGUUAAUAGUGCAACUCAAUCGUUAACUGUUGCAUAUGUUGCAAUCAUGACAACAAGUAAUGAAUAUCAGACAUUAUUAAGUGAAUUAAUUUCUCUUUCGAGGCAAACAUUAGAAUUUAAUGUUAACGAUACACAUUGGGACAUGAUAGUUGAACUAAGGUCAAAAGUACAAAGUAAAAAGGAAAUUUUAAAUAAGUUAACAGGAUAUAUUGAAUAUGUACACAAAAUGGCAGUAGCUGCUUCAGAAAUAAGUUACUUGUCUGGAAUGGAUAGUUUGUCUUUUACUCUUACUCAAAGAAUAGAUGAUAUAUUAAGAAAUAUAAGGGAAAAAGUCAAUCAUAUCAUAAUACUUGAACAAGAAUAUUGUGAUGUACAAAAAGAGUGUAUUCAAAAUUCUAAUAAAACAAACAAUGAAUCUAUAGGUAAAGCAGAAACAGAUUAA
Eufriesea mexicana is the source of this 753-nucleotide messenger RNA. RefSeq lists its product as uncharacterized. Gene Ontology annotation, cellular component: mitochondrion. Bases 127 to 753 code for a protein of 208 amino acids. NCBI's taxonomy places the organism in Eukaryota, Metazoa, Arthropoda, Insecta, Hymenoptera, Apidae. Gene Ontology annotation, biological process: neuron apoptotic process; intrinsic apoptotic signaling pathway in response to oxidative stress. The transcript is spliced from 5 exons. The record is from RefSeq and is a predicted model, not a curated record.